UUUAAAUUGGUUAUGAAGUCAGUACAUUUUGUAAAGCCGUCUGCAGGUGAAAUUUAUAUUUGGGAUAUAUAAAAUCGGAACGCGUCAAGAGAGAGCGCUGCACGCGGCUGCUAUUUUGGAGGAAGAGGAGUAACGACUAUGCACAGUACAUCAUCAUAAAUUUGCGAGUAUUUACAGGGGACAACCUUGCCUCUCGAAAAAUUCUGUUCCAAGGGGAAAAAUAAGCCUUUGAUUGUGAAGAAGUUCAAGUGGACGGAUCAAAAACUCCCAAGAAAGAGAAAGAGACCAGAUAUCCAGUCGCUACUAUAAAGAAGCCAGAUUUGGGAUGAAAAUGUAUUUUUAAGGAUUUUAAGAGGCAAACCAUUGACCGAAUUUGUCAACGGACCUCAGCAGUUCCGAAGUUUUCCAAGGUUCUCUGGCGCCCCCUGUCUGACCCUCACGUCUCACAGCUAUGAAGAGGCCUCAAACGCCCUGGGCACUGCUACUGCUGCUACUGCUGCUGGUCACUGAAGAGUGUGUCUGUGAGGAGGCGGGGCCUAUCAUGGUGUCCGAGGUGCAGCCCACGACCCCCGUGUCCAGCGCUGUUCUCAGGACGAGCCGUGGCCAGAUCCUCUCAGCGCAGUUCGAGUGCUAUCUGAAGAUCAUCACUGACCCGCCUCGCUCAGAUGGAGGCCCCUUCUGUAACCGCACCUGGGAUGGCUGGCUGUGCUGGGGGGACUCUUCUCCCGGCACAGCAAUGCAGCUCUGUCCUGAGUACUUCCAGGACUUCGACCCUGCUGAAAAGGUGACCAAAGUUUGUAACCCAGAUGGCCUUUGGUUCCGUCACCCAGAGAGCAACCGCACCUGGUCCAACUACACACAGUGCACUGCGUAUACCAAGGACAAGCUUAAGUUGGCUUAUAGUCUGUACUACCUGGCCAUUGUGGGGCAUGGCCUGUCAGUGGUCUCCCUGCUCAUCUCCCUCUGCAUCUUCUCCUACUUCAAGAGCCUGAGCUGUCAGAGGAUUUCCCUCCACAAGAACAUGUUCCUCUCCUUCAUCCUCAACUCCAUCUGCACCGUCAUGUGGCUCUCCACCGUGGUCAGCGACCAGCAGCUGGUGGCGAGCGACUGGAUCGGAUGCAAGGUGCUCUCCAUUCUGACCCUGUACACCUUUGGCUCCAACUACUUCUGGAUGCUGUGUGAGGGCAUAUACCUGCACACCCUCAUCAUCGUGGCCGUGUUCGUGGGGGAGCAGCAUUUGGGAUGGUACUAUGUCCUGGGCUGGGGGUUCCCCCUGGUCCCUGCUAUCACCCACGCUGUGGCCCGAUGGCUCUUCUACAACGACAGGUGCUGGAUCAGCUCAGACACUCACCUGCUCUACAUCAUCCAUGGCCCCAUCCACGCUGCCCUGCUGGUGAACCUUUUCUUCCUCCUCAACAUCAUGCGCGUCCUGAUCACCAAGCUGAAGCUCACCCACACCGCCGAGUCCAACGUUUACAUGAAGGCCGUGCGGGCCACCCUCAUCCUGGUCCCGCUGCUGGGCAUCCAGUUCGUCCUGGUGCCCUGGAGGCCCGAGGGCCGGCUGGCCCGCGCCGUCUACGAGUUCGUCAUGCACAUCUUCAGCCACUUCCAGGGUUUUCUAGUAGCAGUCAUCUUCUGUUUCUGCAAUGGGGAGGUGCAGGCAGCGCUGAAGAGGCACUGGAAGCAGAACAGGGCCCGGUGCAGUGGUCUGCUGGUGACCAACGACUCCCACUCCAAUGUCCACACCAACACCUCCGUCACCGAAAUGAGCCGGGCCAUCGUGAGCCUGGAGCCGAGCCUCCCCGACGGUGACGUCAAGAAAGCCCAGCCCCCUGCCGGACCCGGGACCAAGCAGGCCAACGGACAGAGGAACGGCCAGUACUUCUCCAACGGAGAGGGAUGCGCACUGAAGACCCUGGAGUCCACUGUCAUCUGAGCUGCACAUAGCACUCACUCAGAUGCAUACACACACAUACACACAUACACAUAUACACACACAGAGACGCACUCACACCCACAUGCACACACAUGCAUACAUCACAGCCAAAAGCAGGAAAGAGUAAAGAAGUUUGGACAACGCAAGCAGCCGUGAAUCAGAAUGAAUCAGCGAUUCCAGCAACAUGCUUACCUAUCCAAAGCUGUAGCCAGGCGUGUAAAUGCCACACCGCAUUUGCUCAUGAACAUGCAUGCUCUUGCACUCAGAAACACAAACUCUCAUUCCUCUGUGGGCAAAUGAGCAGCAGGCAUGGAUUUGCAAGACCACAUCGCUGGGCCAUCAUGCCAGAGUUUUAUGUUUCAUGUUUCAUUGUUUGAAUAUGCCAAAUGCCAGACCCACUAAAAAAACACACACACACAAGCAAGAUAUAUUUCCCUCAAUCUCUGGAGACCUCUCUUGGUCAAUGACAGAGUUAUUCAGAAUGGAGUGUUGAAAAUAGCACCCCAGCCUUAGUGUGAAACGGGACACCAGGGUGGAUAAGGGGGAUGAAGCUUCCUGUUUGGACAGGAACUAAGCCCUAGAGGAACAUCCAGGCUUAUCCAGAGGAGGCUGCUUUGAGUCUGAGUCUACGCCCGCUGGAGGAAUAGUACAUACUGAUAUUUUUCUUUAAUGCACUGUAUAUAUUCAUGGAUGUUUCUGCUGUAAAUACAUAAGCUUGUACAACGCCAUACUCAUUCCAGGCACAUAUUUCUACACUUUAAACUUUUAGACCGUGACAGUCACUCACAGGGAAUAUGUCUUUGCACUGAGCUUGGCCUUCUCCGUGACGUUCAUAGCACACACACCACACACACAAAUAUGCCUUCAUUUCUGCGUGUGUAAUUGUUGCUUUCGUGGGUCACAACUGAAGUAUUAUUAAUGAAGUAUUUGGAGCACUAAUUCUGCCCUCACACAGCUGACAGAAUAGGAAAGAGACAGUAUAAAUAAAAAUUUUUACCUGAAGAAAAGUGAGCUCCAGAACAAUGACAAGUACAAAUACAAAAACUACAGGCAAAUUAAGUUGGAAGCAGGUAUUCCAAUGCCUGAAAAAUGUUUAAUUGUCAGAAUUGCAGGUAGCCAGCCCUACAAUGAUUCCGUUGAUUAAAAAGGAAUAUGCAUCAAAGUUUGAACAAAGCUAUGAAAUAUAAAUGCCCGUAUAGCACUUCAGACCCAGCUGUUCCAGAUGUGUUAAGAUGCAGGCAGACAGAAUGAACAAACGUCUAACUUCUCUGUGUAAGCCAUCUGUUCAAACAAUGUGCUUUGUCCUCAGUUCUGAGCGAAGUUGUGAAACUCUUAUUAUGUCUAAUGAGUACCAGUACCACAACUGACAACAUUGUGUAAGAAAUUAGAAAAGUUAUUCUUGCCGAUAUGUAUUACUCAGUGUAACAAAUUAGUUUGAUUUAAUGCUGGACUGAGUUGCAGAUAGUAUGUGAAUGCAGACUUCUAAAUAGAUCUCAACAGAACAGGGUAAUGGCAGUGACCUUUUAAAGCUGGGGAUAUUGCACCUUAGAUGACAUUCUGUUCAGGUGUUGACAUGAAAAAAGACAGGGAAUCAUUGGGAAGCAUCACUUUUGGUUUUGUCCUUGUUCAGUUUGUGUGAGGUAUUGUGGCUCAAAUUGUUUAGUGUUACUUGGCUUUACUUGGCUUACAUCAAUACCUAGGAUGAUGCCAGACCUAUUUUUAAAGUGUUUUACUGACUUAUAGAGAAUAAUUGCUACAUUGUAUAUGUGAUUAACUUGGCACAUUUUGAAACUGAAAGCAUUUUGUUUCUACUGAUACAAUGUCUUCGAUUGGUCUUCUGUCUGUGACGUUCAAUGUGGUAAGUACGGGUAACUAGAAAGCUGGGUGAUGUCAGGACAGGAGGUGUCUCUCAGUAGUGGAAAUGUACAGAGGAGAGUAUGGCUUGCUUUUGAAAAAAAAAAUACUUAUGAUAAAAAGAGAACAAAGCUACGAUUGGAUGGAUGUGCUGGACUUUGGUGAGAAACCAUGUAAACAUCAGAAGGAAAAGGGGAAAUAGAAAAAGAACUCAACCUAUAGAAGUAUUUGGCCUCAAUUCAAUACAGCUGCAGAUGGGCUUUGCCCUGAAGCCUUUGUCUUCAACUUUGUCAAAUUCAGACAUUGAAAUAAAUUGGUUAGUACACAUUAAAGUGUACACAUUCAAGCGACCUCUGAAAUAAACCAAAAAUGUUGUGUAAGAAACAGAAAAAACCACUUACUGAAAUGUGUUACUGAAAGUUUAGGGCAAAGCAGAUUGCACUUAUGUUGAAUCUAGGCUCAAAUUCAUAUAGGCGAGGAAGACCCUAAAGGACUAAUGGCAGCAAAAAUUUCUGAACAAAUUAUGAACAUUCCACUUUGGCUGCCAAUGGA
Messenger RNA from Megalops cyprinoides (Indo-Pacific tarpon), 4342 nucleotides. RefSeq names its product calcitonin receptor-like 2 (gene calcrl2). Gene Ontology annotation, molecular function: calcitonin receptor activity; adrenomedullin receptor activity; calcitonin gene-related peptide receptor activity. Gene Ontology annotation, cellular component: plasma membrane. NCBI's taxonomy places the organism in Eukaryota, Metazoa, Chordata, Actinopteri, Elopiformes, Megalopidae. Bases 452 to 1936 code for a protein of 494 amino acids. The transcript has 13 exons. The record is from RefSeq and is a predicted model, not a curated record. Gene Ontology annotation, biological process: angiogenesis; adenylate cyclase-activating G protein-coupled receptor signaling pathway; cell surface receptor signaling pathway.